AUGGAUGAUUCUAAUGUCACAUAUUUAACUCUGUCAGGCUAUGUGGAGUUAGAGAGAUAUAGAUAUAUUUAUUUUGUAAUUGUUCUUACACUUUAUCUGUUGAUCAUUAUUUGUAAUGGUCUUGUGAUUUUUGUCAUAUUAACAAACAAAAGUCUCCAUGAGCCCAUGUACAUUUUCAUUGCUGCUUUGCUUUGUAAUGCUGUCUUUGGAUCUACAACACUUUAUCCUAGACUGCUCACUAAUUUUUUGUCUGAAAAACAAAUUGUUUCUUAUGAAGAAUGUACAUUUCAGUCAUAUUUUAUUUAUACAUAUGGUGCUUCAGAGUUCACACUAUUAUCAGCUAUGGCCUAUGACAGAUAUGUGUCCAUCUGUAAACCAUUACAAUAUGCUAUGAUUAUAAAAAUGUCCACUGUUAGAAAGAUUUUAUUUUGCUGUUGGUUUGGUCCAUGUUGUGAAAUGAGCAUAACUUUGAUAAUGACCUAUCAGAUAAAGCUGUGUACAUUUAAAUUAAAUAGAAUUUACUGUAAUAAUAAUGCACUUGUUAAAUUGAGUUGUGGUGACACAUCUGUGAGGAAUGCAUAUGGAACAUUUGUGUUAUGCAUUGCUGUAUUUCCGCCAUUGACCUUUGUUCUUUUUUCCUACUUUAAAAUACUUUCUGUCUGUUUAAAGUGUUCUAAAGAUUUCAGGAAAAAAGCUAUACGGACCUGUGUACCCCACCUGUUAAUUUUCAGCAGUUUUACUGUCACCUCGCUUUUUGAAGUCCUCAGUACAAAGGUUGAAACGAAUGUACCUCACAUCAUUUCCAUGAUCUUAUCAGUAGAAAAUAUGGUUAUUCCUCCUCUUGCUAAUCCGAUUAUUUAUGGACUGAAACUGAAAGAAAUUUUUUAUCAGAUCAAAAAAAUGUUUUAG
This is a messenger RNA of Clarias gariepinus (North African catfish), 909 nucleotides long. RefSeq names its product olfactory receptor 6N2-like. Gene Ontology annotation, cellular component: membrane. Gene Ontology annotation, biological process: G protein-coupled receptor signaling pathway. Bases 1 to 909 code for a protein of 302 amino acids. The transcript has a single exon. The record is from RefSeq and is a predicted model, not a curated record. Lineage: Eukaryota; Metazoa; Chordata; Actinopteri; Siluriformes; Clariidae. Gene Ontology annotation, molecular function: olfactory receptor activity; G protein-coupled receptor activity.